Rhipicephalus microplus (southern cattle tick) is the source of this 5237-nucleotide messenger RNA. RefSeq names its product ras suppressor protein 1 (gene ics). The record is from RefSeq and is a predicted model, not a curated record. Gene Ontology annotation, cellular component: cytoplasm. Gene Ontology annotation, molecular function: protein binding. Lineage: Eukaryota; Metazoa; Arthropoda; Arachnida; Ixodida; Ixodidae.
UCUCGCGGGCGAAACUGCGCUGAUUCCACGUCCGGAAGUCGAUCAGGCAGGAUGGAGCGCGACACCAAGCACACUUCCUGUAAUUGCCUGGAUUUUAACAAAAUGGCCAAGGUGAAGAAAGUGGUGGACGAAGCACGGGAACAAAACAACCCCGAGCUCGACCUGGUCGACCGAGGAAUCACCUCCAUCGAAGAGAUACCCGGAUUGUUCUCACUGCCGAAUUUGACAAGGUUGACAUUAAGCCACAACAAAAUCAGAGUUGUUCCAGCUAGCAUAGCAAACUUGUACAACUUGGAAAUUCUGACACUAUGCAACAACCAAAUUGUGGAGUUGCCAUCUUCUAUCUCUACCAUGCCAAAACUCAAGAUUCUGAACUUGGCCAUAAACCGGCUCAGCAGCCUGCCCCGGGGGUUUGGUGCCUUCCCCGUGCUCGAGGUGCUCGACCUCACAUACAACAACCUGAACGAGCAGUCCCUGUCCAACAACUUUUUCAUUAUGGAUACUCUGCGGGCCUUGUACUUAGGUGACAACGAGUUUGAGAAGCUUCCUCCAGCCAUUGGACAACUCAAGAAUUUGCAAAUUCUCUCCGUGCGGGAAAACGAGCUUGUGGAGCUUCCCAAGGAACUGGGCCAGCUGACCAGGUUGAGAGAGCUGCAUAUUCAAGGCAACAGGCUGACGCUGCUUCCCCCGGAGCUAGGCAAUCUGGACCUUGCGAGCCAUCGUUGUGUGGUCCGCAUGGAUGACAACCCCUGGGUUGCCCCCAUAGCCGAUCAGCUGCAGAUUGGUGUCUCCCACGUUGUGGAAUACAUCCGCAGCGAUACCUAUAAAUACGUUUAUGGCCGCAACACGCACAGCAGCCUGUCUCCGCCCCCCAAGAAGACGGACAAGAACAAGAAAAUAGUUGAGAGAGAGGCGAAAGAAGCCUCUUGAGAGUACGGUAUGACAUGAGCUCUGCUCUGACCUGGAUGUGGACACUACGUUGACUGCCAUUUCUUUUUGGUGAGACUUGAUUACCUGUAAUGGCUGGCCUAAUUGUUUAACUAGUGGCUGUGCCAUUACCAUUGAAGCGAGCAGCUUCGGUUCCUAUUGUUAACGCUUGCUUAUCGUUCUCCACGCAAGCUUUGCGACUAUUAACAUUGCACAAGGCAUUGCACGCUCAGCCUGUGUGCAUGUCUUCAGCGCGUCAUUGGUUGUUAUAUCUGCCUUCCGUUCCUACUACGAUCCGUCACUAAUUUUUGUCAAAGCCUGCCAGUACUUCCAGUUCCUGCCAUACCUCUCUGGACCCUUGGGAUCGUUUGCUUCUUGACGUGGGCCUGGCGACGUGUUUUAUAGAAGGUGAAUAGGGAUGUACCAUCCUCACAGUCAUUUAUUCUCAGUGAGGAGCUGAUUUCAGCCAUGUGCUACGAGAGAUUGCUGUCGUCGCACUAUAAAAUUGCGAUCUCGCUAGAUAAUCUGCAUGACCAUGAUGGUGUUUACACCCUUUUUGAAAAUAAACGUGUGAUUUUUGCUGAUAUUGAAUACAUGCCCUAUAAAGUUCUGUCGCAUAUACCUAGUUCUCAGGCUCUAGCUAUUGCUCGCUGAGACAGACCUGUUUCUGCAUUGGAGACUGUCAUUUAAUGUUGGUUAACAGGGUUGAAACAAGCAGUGCCGAAUGUGCAUCACGUGCAUGCCACUCUUCAUGGAAAGUGCAGACGAUGACUUGUCAACAAGUCUCCAUCGAUCUUGUUUGCUGCACCUUCGUUUUGUGGCAAGCUAUUACAUUUGUUCAGCUGUUGAAAUGCACUUUAGCAUUUGUCUCAUACACACACUAUGUAAAAGUUCUUGCCGAUUGAAGGAGUACUGACACAUAAUUUUUUAGGCAUAACUUGUGAGAUAAAUUUGUGUGUGCACACAUACACACGUAAAAUCAAUAUGAAUGGCUAAUAUAGACCAGAACAUAUCUAAAAUCGGUUUUUGAGUGUGUGUCAUUGAACUUAAUGGAAAUGCACCACCUUGCGGUAUUGAGACCAACUUUGUUUGAUUAUAAACAACCGUCAACACCAGCAGAAAGGAGAUUAUAGCAGCCCCAGGAAGCCUUCCUUGAAAAGAGUUUUCAAGUAUAUCUGCGCAUGGUUUUGUGUGUUCUCGUAGUCAGCUAUGUUUACAGUAAACCUACUCUGGGUCCUGCCUCUCUUGGCGCUCUCUAAAGCUGAAAUUGACUGCGUGCUAUAAAACUGUGCGAAUAAGUUUUGGUUGCACACACGAGCUAUCGAGGUUCCCAGCCAUAAGUGGAUCAUUAGCUAAUUGCAGCAGAAGAAGAAAACAAGGUGUAAAAUUUUUGUGUCAGCCCUUCCUUUAAUCGUUGAUGAUACAAUAAAGGAACACAAGUGCUAGUGCUAGGUGGUUUUAAUGAAGCGUCGUAUUUACAGCAUUCAGGCCUUACGAAGUGUCAUAAACACACUGUGAAUGAAGUUGUUGCUCUGUUUGCAAGUCGAUGCUUUUUAUAGCACAGAAUGCAUAGGAUUACCAGACUUGGCGCAUUCAACCAACGCACAUUUUUCAGCCAAGAUUGUCGAAUAUGUUACUAUAUGUUUAGAUAUUGUUGCUGUUUGAAAACCUUUCACGGCUCCUUGUGCUGUUUUCAAGUGCUGUCAAUAUGAAUGUGCCUUAGCAAUGUUUAUUUAUGCUGGUAUUACUCCUCUGAUGAGAGGUGGCGUUUAAUGCAGGCUUUUUAUUGUGCCUGUAAAAAUACUACUGUAUUGUUGCCUUGCGUGAAAUUUUCAUUACAGUGUUUUGGUGCUGUGCCUUCUACUUUUUCCUGCAGUGCUUUAAUGCCACUUGCAGUACUUGCUUUACAAAUGUGCUUGCUUUGUUAUAAUAUCCAUUUCACUUCAGCAAAUGAAAAAAUAAUAUCAUGCAAUGUUUUUAAGGUUGUAUACGAUACAUGUAAGUGUUGUGCGAAGAGUAAUAACAAAGAUUAUAAUGCAACCGUCGGUAGUCAUACUCGUCUCAUAUUUUUAUCGCGGUGAAUAGACAUGUUUUGGAAUGGACUUGGCACCAAGCGAUGGUGUCGGUGAAGGUGAGAUAUUUGAAACUCUCAUGAAACAAGGAAUCUCCCACACUUAUUCCUGCAUUAUUUGUCAACAGUUGAAUUGCAUAUUUACCAUACAAUUUUUAUGAUUAUUUUGUAGCAGUGAGCCUAAUGACUCACAAAAUGUACUUGGUUGUCAGUCCUUGCUCAUUUGACACCUUAUCCUUGUGCAAAAAGUAUGUCAACUGUCUUUUGUAUUUCUUCCGCAUACACAAUUUUAUUGCAUGAUUUCUGUCACCUAAUGCGGUAGACUACUGACUGUAGGCUUUUUUUCAGUUGCAUGCAUCGUAGCACUGCUUGCACAUGCCAUUGCGAGUUGAAAAUGCACAAACGUCAACCAACGCUGACGUCUUGGCAAAUCCAGCUUCACGGCUGAGCUUGCCACGCUUUCAAGGUGCUGCUGAAGUGUGCCGCAUAUGUCAAGCAGCACAUCUCAUAUUUGUCUACAUAACCAAGAGUCUGCUUUUCCCACCAUUGAGUUUGGCGAUUUUGUAUCUCUUUCUGUUCCAGAUAAGAAGCAAAAAAAUGCAUUGCAGUGAUAUGCAUUAUUGCAUUUCAUGCUCACAAUGCAUUAAUAAAUGCCAGCAGCUGCUAUUGACCUCGCCGGCAUUAUCAGAUGGGCUCCUCGUCUACUUUGAUCUUUGUCGGGCUGCCUUUGCAUUUGUCUUCUGGCGUAUUUAUUCACUCUGUGACAGCUGAAUCGCUUAUUCAAAACGGCAAACCGUAGGGGAAACAAGACAUUGUAACAAGGACGGGAGGAUGUUGGCAAAGUAAAUGAGCGAGCAAGAAUGAGAAUAGGGGUUAUAGCUUUGAAGUGUUUGUGUGGGAAACCAAGUGCAUUUCAAGGGUAGGCAUGUCAAUGCAGACCUGUCUACCGCAUUUCUUUGGCUGUAUUCAGAUAGUUCUAUACUUGAUAUGCAAUCAUUACGACUGCUGAUAUGUAGCAGGGAACGUUUUAUUAACGUGUUUGAAGUUCGGACGUGCCAAAAGGUCACUGCUGAGUGUAGUAAUGCGAGAUUUUUUACAUUUGAAGACGGCAAAACUAGUAGUAGUGCUUGUUUGGCUAUAAUCAGUUUCAUACGUACCAGGCAAUGCUACAAGCUGCUGUGGCAGUACUGCAGACAUAAAUGCUAUGCUGUGCAGUUGUUUUUAAUCUUUAAUGCUUAGCACUUUUUAUAAGUGUCACAAGUGCAAAAUUUCCUCCUUUGCUGCUGCAGCUCAUGAAUGCAGGCCUACGUCAAGUGACAUUAUGUUUAUAAAGUACUACGCUUGGGUGAUAACAUCAAUUAUGUUUUUUGUAGUCAGUGUGAGAAUAUCGCCAGUAGUCUGGACACAUCAACUCGCAUGUGUGCUGGUAAAUCGGGUUCAUAUUUCCAGUGCUUUCCAGUGAAUGAAUGUGUCACAAAACUAUGACGCUUAAAUUACAUUGAAUUAGAGGAAGCGUACCAAGGUGUUUCUUUCAUAUGUGGUAUUCUGUUUUUCAGUCAUGAAUAAUAGCAAUUAUGGCAGUCUCUAGCCUUCGUAGCAUUGCCUGAUAUCUAUGAAAUAGAGGUUCCUUAUAGUAUAUGGGUAAUAGCUGAUGUACUGCUAUAUUCUUAAGCUUAUGUUCACAUAAUGUUAAUCCACCUUCAACAUUAGUGUGCUGUUGAUGCUUUUGCACCUGCUUUGUGCCUAUAUACAUUUAGUUUAUGAGUAUAUUCUUUCAUUUUUGUGUACUUAUUCAUCACUUUGUUUACUUGAGAGUUUCUUACAAACACCCUGUGGUUCAUCUUGCACUAAAGAAAAAAUCUGGUGUCCAUCAUAUCUUCCUUGUUUUCACUCCUUAUGUUUUAUUGUUGUUACAUUAUUUUAUAAGAAACUUCUGCCCUUACUCUGCAUUUAUGGUCAGUUUCACAUCAGUGUCUAGAAACAAAGGCAGUAUCAGGCAGUUGUCUUGUUUAGUUUUGUGUUGAACACAAAGAUGCUUUGUUAGUGCAAUAUGUCCAAUUAUUUCACGCAUUACUGUCAAUGUUGCUGUACACGCAUAGAUGAUUGUUAAGUAAGCGUCUACAAGUUUUAAAAUUACUCGUUAGCCGUUUUAACCUUACAAGAUGUUUGAGUCUGCUUAGAGUUCAGAACCUAAUGAUUUCCGCUAGUCGCACAAGUUGAAUAAAAGUUUUAAUCUAUU